Messenger RNA from Tarenaya hassleriana, 841 nucleotides. Its product is annotated as iron-sulfur cluster assembly protein 1-like. Gene Ontology annotation, biological process: intracellular iron ion homeostasis; iron-sulfur cluster assembly. Gene Ontology annotation, cellular component: cytoplasm; mitochondrial matrix. Lineage: Eukaryota; Viridiplantae; Streptophyta; Magnoliopsida; Brassicales; Cleomaceae. The transcript is spliced from 3 exons. Gene Ontology annotation, molecular function: ferrous iron binding; 2 iron, 2 sulfur cluster binding. Bases 36 to 602 code for a protein of 188 amino acids. The record is from RefSeq and is a predicted model, not a curated record.
CAUUCUUUACAUAUUUUGGAACUUCGCUCGCCUUUAUGUAUCGAUGUUCCUCACCAAGAAGAAAAACCCUCCGACCUAAAAGAGAGACGAUGAUGCUCAGGCAAGUAGCGAAGAAGGCUCUUCUAGGGCUGACGUCACGCCAACCUCCGCCUCGGCCCAUUGGUAUCGCUCCUCGAUUCUACCACGAGAGGGUUAUCGACCACUUCGAGAACCCCCGCAACCCCGGUACCUUAGACAAGAGCGAUCCCUCUGUCGGUUCUGGCCUCGUUGGAGCUCCAUCGUGCGGCGAUGUCUUGUGGCUUCAGAUUAAGGUCGACGAAGAGAGUGACCAAAUCGUUGAUGUCCGCUCCUUGACCUUCGGCUGUGGCUCCGCCAUGGCUGCUUCUUCUCUCACCACUGAAUGGGUGAAAGGCAAAACAGUGGAGGAAGCCUUGACCAUCAAGAACACGGAGAUCGCGAAGUAUCUUUCGCUUCCACCUGUUAAGCUGCAUUGCAGCAUGCUCGCAGAGGAUGCCAUCAAGGUAGCGGUGAAAGACUAUAAGAAGAAGCGUGCCCAAUGGAAGGGCGGCGCAACAGGCAAAGCCUUGGCCGAGGCUCCUUGAUCCUGCUACUAAUUUAUUCCAUAAUAUGCAGAUGACAAUAGGAAACACUUGAGCACAAUUAUAUGGGGUGUGUUGUGACUUGUGAGUAUUUCUGGUUUGGUAUCCUUGGACCAAGUUUGUUGAAUCUAAAUGCUUUGAAUUAAGUUUUGUUGUCAAAGUCAGAGAAUGCAUUUAGGUAUUGGAGAGACUCGAGAACUUGUUGCAUCAUGGGAUCGCCGGAAUUUUCGUUCUUAGGCUAA